AUGGUCGCUGCCGUAGAGAACCCCAACACGGAGCUCAGCCAGCAAUAUGACACUCCCCUCGGCCUGGCUCACUCGACCAUGCAGGCCCUCAAGGAUAGGAUCAAACUCCAUUACGACCUUGCCAGUGACUACUACCUGAGCCUUUGGGGUGAACACAUUCACCAUGGCUACUGGGAGGACGGCUCCGAGACCAAGGAAAAGGCCCAGGUUAACCUCAUUCAACUGCUUCUGAAACUCUCAGACGUCGGCGAGAACAGCAAAGUCCUCGAUGUCGGAUGCGGUAUCGGCGGCACCACCCGGUACCUCGCAUCAACCCUGGGCUGUUCGGUCACCGGCAUCACCAUCUCGACGAAGCAGGUUGAGAUCGCCAACCGGCUAACCAAAGCCGAGGCGGAAAAGGACUCGGAAAAUCCCGACGUCGAGGCGGACAGUGACGGUUUCUUUCGCCUGGGCCGGGGCAGGGUCCGCUUCAUCGAGCUCGACGCCGAGAAGAUGGGCGAUUUCUUCGCCGCGGAGGGUGGUUCCUUUGACGCUGUUUGGAUCAGCGAGGCCCUGAGCCAUUUCCCUAACAAGCCCCUCUUCUUUGAGAACACGUUCAAGGUGCUCAAAACUGGCGGGAAGUUGGCGCUCGCAGAUUGGUUCAAGGCUGAGAGCAUAAACGAGACCGACUUUGUCAACGACAUCAAACCGAUUGAAGACGGUAUGCUGUUGCCGCCAUUGUGCACUCAACCAGAAUACGUCGGCUUAGCCAAGAGUGCCGGGCUUUCCACUCUGGCAGGGCCAAAAGACAUCAGCAAGGAUGUGAGCAGGACUUGGGAUAUUACCUGGUCUCUCGUUCAGAACCCAUCUCUUUGGGCCUUCGCUUUCAGUCAGGGGCGAGACGGUAUUGCCUUCUUGCAGUCUUUCCGCGCCAUGAGGCGGGGGUAUGCCAACGGCACCUUUCAGUAUGCCGUUAUGUCGUUUGAGAAGCCAGAAAAGAGCAUAAACUGA
Colletotrichum higginsianum IMI 349063 is the source of this 990-nucleotide messenger RNA. RefSeq names its product methyltransferase domain-containing protein. The coding region runs from base 1 to 990 and encodes 329 amino acids. Gene Ontology annotation, molecular function: S-adenosylmethionine-dependent methyltransferase activity. Gene Ontology annotation, biological process: methylation. The transcript is spliced from 4 exons. The record is from RefSeq and is a predicted model, not a curated record. NCBI's taxonomy places the organism in Eukaryota, Fungi, Ascomycota, Sordariomycetes, Glomerellales, Glomerellaceae.